AAGCUGGACUAUAAAAGCAGGGCUUUGCAAGAGGUCACAUCUUCUAUGCACAUCUCUUCUCACUGGGCUGAUAAAAAGUCUGUUUUUCUCUCUGUUCACAAUGCGGCUUUAUGCAGCUUUGAUCCUGUUUAUGAUUCUGUCCACAGCAUGUGGAUUAAACUGCUACUCAUGUAUAACCACUGACCCUAAAGCCUGCACAGAGAUCAUAACUUGUCCUGAAUUCAUGAAAAGCUGUGUCUCUGCCAUUGUCAACGAUUAUGUCACUAAGUAUUGCAUGCAAAGUGAGCAUUGUGAAAAGCCCCUGGCUUGCUGUGAACAGGACUUGUGUAACAGCGCCAUACCAGCUGGUCCCAGUGUCAUCCUCCUGCUGACAUCCUCAGCAAUCAUCACACUGUUUCUUUUGUUUUUCUCUCUGUUCACAAUGCGGCUUUAUGCAGCUUUGAUCCUGUUUAUGAUUCUAUCCACAGCAUGUGGAUUACAAUGCUACUCAUGUAUAACCCAUGACCCUAAGAACUGCACACGGAUCUCAACUUGUCCUGAGCCCCUGGACCGCUGUUUCACCACCAAUGUGUCUGGUUACAUCACUAAGGGCUGUCGAAGAGGGAUUAACUGUGUAAAACCUGCAUCUUGCUGUGAGGAGGACUUGUGUAACAGCGCCAUUCUCACUGGUCAAAGUGUCAUCCUCCUGCUGGUAUCCUCAGUCAUCACCACACUCUUUCACUGAGGCUCUGGAGAAACUACAGCUGAGAAUAAUUUACUAAAACAUAACAAAAAAACAUAACAAAUUUGUACAACUCAUGAACAAUAAUAUGUUAAACCUGAUAAUUUAUUGGGUAAAACCACAAUAUGACUGACCAAGCAAAUACCUUUGUUAUGAAGCCCUAAUUAGACAGUUGAGUGAAAAAAAAAAAACAACAAGAAAAUAUGAGCAGUUAUGAGCAAAUAAAUAAAUUAUAUAGUUA
Messenger RNA from Toxotes jaculatrix (banded archerfish), 962 nucleotides. RefSeq lists its product as uncharacterized. Lineage: Eukaryota; Metazoa; Chordata; Actinopteri; Toxotidae. Bases 101 to 724 code for a protein of 207 amino acids. The transcript has 6 exons. The record is from RefSeq and is a predicted model, not a curated record.